Molecule: messenger RNA, 1161 nt
Organism: Haemorhous mexicanus (house finch)
Lineage: Eukaryota; Metazoa; Chordata; Aves; Passeriformes; Fringillidae
Exons: 2
Coding region: 35-1048 (337 amino acids)
Source: RefSeq, a predicted model, not a curated record
UGACUGGGCCAGACGCUAUGGACUCCCCACGGGCAUGAAUUCCUCCUGGGACCCCCGCGCGUGGAAUGCCCUGGAUGUUUAUCUUAGAAGGCAUUUCGAACGGACUGGGAACGUCCAUCGCCAGCUACCCACUUGGGAGCUGCUUUUCACGGUUUUGAGAGGCGACCACGUUCAUUUGGGGACCGUCUCUGGGGCCUCCGGCAGGGACGUGGUGGGACGCCUCCCCCCGCAGGGAGGGCAACCAGCCCCCCCUGCCACAGCCGGCGGCAGAAGGGACUCUUCAAGGACAGUCCCCGCCGCUGGCUUGCCCCCCUGUGCGGAGCGGGAAGAGGAGGCUUUGCCCAAGGCGCCGGCGGAGAGGUUUAUUUCUGACUCCCUGGAGCAUGCGCAGGAGCCGCCUCUUCUGCCCCUCCCGGGACUGAGGGACCUGCCCGCCUCUCCGGCGGUGGCGGUGCCGCCUCUGGCACCGCCCCUCGCUGCCUCCCAGCCUGAGGACGCCCCACCGGCCCCGCCCGCGACCGCCCCUCCAGCGCAGCCCGUGAUGGCUCCGACAGCGGCGGCCCCGCCCCCGCCUGCUGCCGCGGCGGGAAAUGUUGAAGCUGCGACAGCGGAGCCGCCACCGCCGCCUCCAAUUCAAGGAAACGCUGAGGACGGCGACCAGGCGGCGGAACCACCCCGCCCGCCGCCCGUGGCCCCGCCUUCGGCGGCAGCUGCCGCGGCGCCCGUGAUCAGUCCGCCACCCCCUCCCGCAGCGGCAGAGCCCGCGCCCGGAACCGAGAGAGACCGCGGCGGCUCUUCUUUGCGCGCCCCCGCCGCCUCCAGCAGCGACUGUCGCGGCGCCUGCGUCCAGCCUGGACCCCACCCCGAAUUCUUCGGGCGGUCCCGAGGCUGCCUCUGCGGGAGAAGCUGGGACAGGGGAAGGGGACGCCAGCCAGUCCCCCACAGGGGAGCCGUGGCUCGACAGCUGUUUGCAGGUCUGUUUCAGAACCAGGAAGGACCACCAGGGAUGUUAAAGAGCAGCAUCUCCAGGGAAUGGAUCUUCUCCUGAAACUCAGCUGUUUGGACUUGAAACAAUGAACAUUCUUUGCAUGUUGGUUUGGUUUUCUGUUAUUGUAAACCUUGUGUUAGUGAUAUAAUAGAAGUAGAUAUUCUACAGGUAAA